UGACCCCUCGAUAUUUGAUAGAGAUACUUUCCUCUGUGAUGCUCAUAUCACGUCGUUUUUUAAUCACUAAAAAUAAUCUAUUUACUUAUAUCGCUCGAUAUUCGUCUUCCACACCAUUUAAUACUGGCAUACUUUUUGUACCGCAUCAGCAUGCAUGGAUCGUGGAGCGAUUUGGGAAGUUUAAUCGAGUACUUGAACCGGGUUUAAAUUUUUGUGUUCCCAUAAUUGACCGAAUUUCAUACGUACAAGUCCUCAAAGAGCUCGCGAUCGAUAUUCCAGAUCAAUCUGCCAUUACUGCUGAUAACGUUGUGCUUCAGCUUAAUGGCAUUUUGUUCCUGCGAGUCAAAGAUCCUUAUCUUGCCUCGUACGGAGUUGAGGACGCUGAAUUCGCAAUCACGCAAGUAAAUACCAUGGUUUUUUUGUCAAGCCUCUUUUACUCAGGCAAAAUCUCACUUAUAUCUUAG
Messenger RNA from Protopolystoma xenopodis, 464 nucleotides. The record is from the annotation of a GenBank genome assembly. Lineage: Eukaryota; Metazoa; Platyhelminthes; Monogenea; Polystomatidea; Polystomatidae.